Messenger RNA from Striga asiatica, 435 nucleotides. NCBI's taxonomy places the organism in Eukaryota, Viridiplantae, Streptophyta, Magnoliopsida, Lamiales, Orobanchaceae. The record is from the annotation of a GenBank genome assembly.
AUGGUCCACGCCCUUCUGAUCCAGUGUGGUGCACACCCACUUGACCAAAUCCUUCUCUCCAAAUUCGGGAUCCACCGGGCGUUUCCCUGUGAUCAGCUCGAGAAUUACGACCCCGAAACUCCCUUCAGCAGCAUCCAUGGCUACCUUAAACCUGAUCGGCCAAUCGAGCAAACCGCUUUUCGUGCUGUGCAGCAAAUCACCCAAACUGCCGUUAGGCAUGUACUCAUACACCAAAAGCUUGCAGUCUUUUGUGGUACAACAGCACCACAGCUUCACGAUGUUCUUGUGUCGGAUUUUUCCGAGCGUCUCGACUUCAGCACAAAAACCGUCAUUCGAAAAAUUCGAACUUCCUUUCUCCAAGUCAUGAUUGCUCGCGUCAGAAAACUUUGGCCGAGCCCAGAGCUUUUUCACGGCAACUGCCUCGCCAUUUGUUAA